AUGCAUUCCGAAAUCAUUCCGAAUCGCUCAGACACUACUGCAGCAACGGCUAAAACGGAGCCGACCGAUGAUGGAUGGUCGGGAUUGACGGAUCCUGUGGAGAGGCGGAGGAGGCAAAAUCGAUUGAAUCAGAGAGCCCAUCGUCAGCGCAAACGCGCUCAAGGACAUCCAUACACCCGACCGAAUACUACGAUAAUAAAAACAUCACCCCAGACAACCUCUUCACCGGACACAGCGAAGUUCACGGACACCGCAGAAUCCACAGAAAAUGCAGUAUCCCCAGUAUCCUCAGCAAGCAGUACAUCAAGAAGAAAUUGCUUAGGCUUGCAAAUGCUCAGUUACCUACACAAAUUCAGCGAAUCCGCAUAUCAAAGCUACAUCCUAGGCUGUCCAACAUCCGACCACCUCCUAACACUCAGCAAAGUGAACGUCUUCCGCGCAUUCGGGGCAAUAAUGGCAUCUAUGGGCAUGACUCCGGACCCCGAAUGGAUGCACGACGAUGCAAUAUCGCCAUUCAGCACGGUGCGCCCGGGGAUUGCAGAAGAUACUAAUCUCCCGCUAGCGCUCCGCCCAACGAAGCUCCAAAAGUCACUAGCACAUCACCCCUGGCUUGAUUUCUUCCCGCUCCCCAAAAUGCGUGACAAUCUCCUCCGCGCGGGGGAGUUCGAUGAUGAGGAGCUAUGUGUGGAUAUCAUGGGUUUUUGGGAUAUGUCGACGGAUAGCUGUAGCAUGCUGGUCUGGGGCGAACCUACAGAUCCGAGUAGUUGGGAGGUGACGGAGGCGUUUUUGAAGAAAUGGCCGUGGGUUGUCCGGGGUUGUCCGGAGUUAUUGCAGUCGACGAAUUAUUGGCGGCGGAAGAGGGGGGAUGCUGUUAUUUUUCGGUAUAUCUAG
Aspergillus chevalieri is the source of this 891-nucleotide messenger RNA. Its product is annotated as DUF3425 domain-containing protein. Bases 1 to 891 code for a protein of 296 amino acids. The record is from RefSeq and is a predicted model, not a curated record. Lineage: Eukaryota; Fungi; Ascomycota; Eurotiomycetes; Eurotiales; Aspergillaceae. The transcript has 2 exons.